AUGGGGUUGCAUUCUUCUGAUCAGCUACAGGACGCAAAGAUGCCAUUGGAGAAGACCUCAAGUCAUGAUGAGGGUCUGCCGUCCCGGCAAGCCUUGAUUGAGGCUCUUCAAGCCCAGAAACCCGAUCCAUGGUCGCCCAAUCUGAGAAAGCUGUAUGGCUUCUGUGUCAUUGCUUUCCUUUGCUCGACGAUGAAUGGAUACGACGGGUCUAUUUUCGGAUCCCUACCUGCUCUGGAUUCCUUCCGUGAUCAGUUCGGAGUCGAGAAAAAUGGAGCCAAGAUCGGUUACAUUUCAGCCAUGUACACAGUUGGUGCCAUCUGCUCCUUGCCUUUCAGCGGACCCUGCUGUGAUAUCAAAGGCCGCAGAUUGGGUACAUUCAUCGGCUGCGUGAUCGUUGUCGCCUCUACUUUUGUUUCUGCGCUCUCGCACGGUGUACCGCAGUUCGUUGCCGGCCGUUUCUUCCUCGGGUUCGGAGUCAACAUCAUUCGAUCAACCAGCUCCAUCUGGUGUGCAGAGGUCUGCCCGCCUGCAUACCGUGGAAUCAUCAUGGCAUUCUACAACUGCACGUACGCUGUCGGAGCGCUCAUCGCUGCAGGCGUCACGAGAGGCUCGGUCGGAUACGGAGGCAACAAGGCGUGGCAGAUUCCUCUGUGGUGCCAAAUGAUCUGUCCCGGAAUUGUCCUUCUGACCGUGCUUUUCUUCCCCGAGUCGCCACGCUGGCUAUUCUCGCAUGGCCAGGAAGAAAAGGCCUUGGAAUUCCUGGCUAAGUAUCACGGCGAAGGAAACCCGGACCACCCACUCGUCCAGCUCCAGAUGCAAGAAUAUCGGGAAUUCAUCUCACUCUCGGGCUCAGACAAGCGCUGGUGGGAUUUCAGCGACUUCUACAAAACCAAAGCAGGAAGAUGGCGAUUCCUCAACGCUUUAAUCACCGGAAUCUGGGGCCAAUGUUCAGGCAACGCCGUUGUCACGUAUUACCUUCCAGCCAUGCUGCUCACAACCGGUAUCACCGGCUCCGAUCAGGUGCUGAAUGUCAACCUCGGCUACACCGUUGUCUCUACCGUCGCCUCUUACCUAGGUGCUAGCCAGAUUCAGAGAAUGGGCCGUCGACCGACUAUCAUCUGGACCGCAGUUGCCUGUUCGAUCUGUUUCGCAUGUAUCACUAUCGGGACUGGCCUUUACGCCCAUACACAUGAGACAUCGGCUGCCUCGGCAGGCAUCGCGUUCAUCUUCAUUUUCGGCUUCUGCUACAAUUUCGGAAUGACUCCCCUGCAAGCGCUGUAUCCGGUCGAGGCUCUUUCUUAUGAAACACGAGGCAAGGGUGUUGGUUUGACCUUCUCCAUUGCGCACGGAUUCACCCUUCUUAAUCAGUUUUGUUUCCCGGUGGCUCUCAAGAGAAUCGGCUGGUAUACCUAUAUCGUGUUCAUUGUUUGGGAUCUGUUUGAGGCGAGCGUGAGUUACUUCGUCUCCGUCGAGACUAAGAACCAUACGCUGGAAGAGCUCUCCGAGAUCUUCGAGAGUCCAAACCCCGUCAAGGCUUCUUUGCAGAAGCCAUUAUCUGCAGACUCUGAACGUUGA
Penicillium cinerascens is the source of this 1575-nucleotide messenger RNA. RefSeq lists its product as uncharacterized. Gene Ontology annotation, cellular component: membrane. The record is from RefSeq and is a predicted model, not a curated record. Bases 1 to 1575 code for a protein of 524 amino acids. Lineage: Eukaryota; Fungi; Ascomycota; Eurotiomycetes; Eurotiales; Aspergillaceae. Gene Ontology annotation, molecular function: carbohydrate:proton symporter activity. The transcript is spliced from 2 exons. Gene Ontology annotation, biological process: transmembrane transport; carbohydrate transport.